CUGUUUUCUUCGAUUUUUACGCGCUGUUUUUUUCUUAGUGAGUUGUUCAGGGCUCACGAACGUUCAGUGUCCAUUGAACAGGACUCCAUUGUUCGAGUUGAUACAUGUCAAUUAGCGGCAAACAACCCAAUCGAAGACUUCUAUUCAGCUGCGAAAUGUUUGUCGUCGAAUGCUUUUCUGUUCGGCGUAUUUGAUGGACAUGGUGGGCCAGCAUGUAGUAGGCAUGUGUCCACUUCCUUAUUUCCAUAUAUAUGCGCCUCAGUGCUACAAAAACACGAGGUUGGUGGAUUCAAUGUUUUUUUUCUGCUGACAGAAACUAAAACACUCCCGUUGGAAGAUCGCCUGGAGUGGAUCUUUGGCAGUGCCGAUCCUCAUCUGCCGAAUUUGUUUAUCGAAUCAUUUUGUAGUGUUGAAUUGCCCAUUGUUGAUUUUAUAGUUCGCGAAGCUCUCAAAUUUGCUUUCGAAACGUGUGACGAGGACUUGUGUCGUGCUGCUUUGCCUGAUAGUAAGGGACAUUUUGAUAAGUUAUCAGUAAUGACUGCUGCUUCCGGAUCAUGCGCAACCCUCGCGCACGUGCGUGGGCGUAAUCUACACGUAGCUAAUGUUGGUGAUGGUGCUGCUGUAUUAGAUUCAAAAACUCCAGGUGUCGUUCACGCAAAUGGUAGCGUGACUGCUCGACACCUUUCACAUGCUCACUGCGUAGACAAUGCUGACGAGGUUCAGAGAAUUCGCUCAUCACAUCCCAAUUCAGAAACGCAGUUGCUUCGUGGUGGAAGGCUCUUAGGUGAACUAUAUCCUUUACGAGCAUUUGGAGAUGUCCGGUUCAAAUGGCCUUUAGAUUUGCAGAAGGUAGUCCUGGAACCAAUGGGAAACCCUGCUCCACCCAAUCUUCUUACACCACCUUACUUAACGGUUUCGCCAGAGGUGCUAUAUCACAAACUGACUCCUAACGAUAGGUUUUUGGUGCUUGCAACUGAUGGGUUGUGGGAAUGGCUCGAUCCUGACACCGUUGUUCGACUUGUACAUGAUCACGCACUUGGUACAAUGACAUUGCAGCCAUAUCAGCCCAAGGAUGGAGCAACGCUCAAACAGGUGAGAGUUUUCAAGUGCUUCUGGGUUUUGAUAGAGCUGCACCAGAGGAGGAUUGGUGACCAAGGUCGUAAGAAACCAAUAGACGAGAAUUGCGCCACUCAUAUUAUAAGAAACGCUCUGGGUGGUGUCACCGGUGGACAGAGCAAGCAAUAUGAGAGACUCAUCGAUAUUUUACAGGUUGCACCCGGGAGGGCACGCAACUACCGCGAUGACAUUUCUGUCAUUGUUAUCCAUUUUAAUGAGGAUUAUCUAGCACAGAAAGAAGAUCAAUUCUCUUCAGAUGGUAUAGAAAUUCAAGCAGUAUAG
This is a messenger RNA of Angiostrongylus costaricensis, 1398 nucleotides long. Lineage: Eukaryota; Metazoa; Nematoda; Chromadorea; Rhabditida; Metastrongylidae. The record is from the annotation of a GenBank genome assembly.